AUGGAGGUUAGUCGAGAGGGCCAUUCAGGCCUUUACACGAUGCACUUUUCCAAUAUCUUUCCCGACGCAGCACCUAAAAUGGAACAAAAAUCCCCCAAAGGUAACGCUGCGUCCCCUUCACCUGAGGCCCCUGCACAGCCACCUUGCUCGCUCGUUGAGUUCAGUCAGUGGCAUGUCCUUAUUCGUAUGAAUGUUGGAAACGAUGUGUGCUUUGUGAAAGGUGAGGCUAAAGUCUUUUCACCGACCCCGUCCCUGGCCAGCACCGCAGCACGUGGAAUGAAGCGUACCGGGGAGGUGGUGGCAAACCAAACCGUGCCGGAUGGCGUGCCUAUCGUACCGGUUCAUCAAAAGGAUCGUAAGUGCCAUGUGUUCAUUGAGGGAGCGUAUCGGCCUCAACUCGACAUGGUCCAGGACGGUGAUGGAAUCUCCACCUUCCGUUUGGAAGUGCACAUGGAGACGGUCGAGGGGGAGCUGUUGGGUUUAACAGAGCCAAAGGAGUUGAAGGACGUCGUGUUCAGUUGUAACGGCUUCCGUGCGUGUGGCUGGACCAGCGGGUCGGUGUCCGUUUCCGUGGCCGGUAAACCCCUUAAGAUGGCCCAUACGUUGCGCUUUUUACUCAAGCCUUAUUAUGGCAAGCGCUGUACGCUCUGUCUGGAUCCGGUGUACGCCAUCGGGUACACCUGUGACGAGUGCGAGAUGACCCAGUACUGUAGUCGUGACUGCCUCAAUAGUCAUAUGCGCAAAGGGCACGGUCUGCUCUGUCCCAUACUGAAAAAGAAUUACCGUUUCAAAUCUGGUUGUGUAGCAACGGAGGUGAAUGACGAUACCGGACUGGUGGCAUGGUGGCGCUGCUUAGAGGAAGGCUGCUUCACGAUUCUGGUGGAUAGCGGCAACGCGCUAGGGUGUGCUAUAGAGUUGUAUCUGUGUACACUUAAGUCAGCCAAAGAAGAGGGCCUGAGGUACAAGCUCAUUACGCCUGCGCCUAAAGAGAAUGAUGAUGGUACUAGAGUCUCCGCAUCUCCGCAGACCCCCACGGAAGAGGAUGUUAUUGACUUUUUGUGUGUCCUAUUGCGAGAGGUUAAUCGUAGCGCUAUUCUCAGUGGCUGCGUGUCUCUAGCCGCGGCGUGUCUGAAUUACCUGUACGUUUUUAGUCCAUCAACUGAAAUCACUAUCCAGGCACAUGUUCUAUUUUCAGCUGUUUUCUACUGCAAUCGCCUAGAAGGCGCCAUCACAACCGUUGAGGAAUACAUAUCCUAUGCGCGCUCGCUUCACGCCCUAUCUGCGCUGCUCAUGGAGUAUGCUCUCAAGAGCCCUAUCGCAUCUGAGUUUUGGCGACGUAUCCGCGAAGCACGUGCAACGCUUGUGGCGUUAUGCCGUAUUCACCGUGCUAAUCCCUGUGCGGGCGUGCCGGGGAUGCGGGAGAUUGUGGAGAGCCAGCAGUGCGACACCCUCAUCGCCUUAGCGAAGGUAUUUGUUGUGAUGGCCACACGCACCCCUGAGGGAGACUCUCGGGGCUGGCUUUACGAGUCGGAGAAGUGCAUGCGGCAGUGCAUGAAUAACGAGGCUCUCAAAAAGAAUCAACGUGCGUAUGCACUAGUGUUGUUUGGUUUUUCAGCAUUGCUACUGCUCUACAAGGAUGAUGCGAAGAAUGAGGAGGCUCGAUUGAUGCGGUUAGAGGCUGAGGGAUUACUGCGGCGCUGGCGCGCGCAACACGCUAACACUGGUUCUGAGCUCCAAUAG
Molecule: messenger RNA, 1740 nt
Organism: Phytomonas sp. EM1
Lineage: Eukaryota; Euglenozoa; Kinetoplastea; Trypanosomatida; Trypanosomatidae
Source: the annotation of a GenBank genome assembly